Messenger RNA from Alternaria ethzedia, 744 nucleotides. RefSeq lists its product as uncharacterized. Gene Ontology annotation, biological process: siroheme biosynthetic process. The coding region runs from base 1 to 744 and encodes 247 amino acids. The record is from RefSeq and is a predicted model, not a curated record. The transcript is spliced from 3 exons. Lineage: Eukaryota; Fungi; Ascomycota; Dothideomycetes; Pleosporales; Pleosporaceae. Gene Ontology annotation, molecular function: precorrin-2 dehydrogenase activity; protoporphyrin ferrochelatase activity.
AUGAAAGGCCCCUACCCCGAGAUCCAGGGCGGCGGCUCUCUGAUUCUCGCAUGGCAGAUCCGCAAUAAGCGCGUCCUGGUCGUCGGCGGCGGCGAGGUCGCCGCUGGUCGCAUCGUCAACGUGCUCAAUGCCGACGCCAAAAUCACCCUCGUCUCCCCGCGCGACGGCCUCAACGAAGAAGUCGCCUACCGGAUAGAACAGGGCCAGGUCGACUACAUCGAUCGCAAGUUUGAGCCCCAAGACCUCGAUGGCGUCGACAUGGUCCUGACCGCCGUCGACGAUCCCGAGGCCUCGUCGCAGAUCUACAAGCUAUGCAAGGAGAGGCGGAUAGCAGCCAACAUCGCCGACGUCCCGCCCGAGUGCGACUUCUACUUUGGCAGCGUGCACCGCGAUGGGCCGCUCCAGAUCAUGGUCAGCACAAACGGCAAUGGCCCCAAGCUGGCCAACAUCGUCAGGAGGCAGAUAGCAGCUGGCCUACCAUACAACAUCGGCAACGCCGUCCAAAGAGUCGGCAUGCUGCGGAGGAAGCUGCGAAAGGUUGCGCCCAAUAUUGAGGAGGGUCCAAAGCGGAUGCAAUGGAUGUCCAAGGUGUGCGAACAAUACUCGCUCGACGACCUCUGCGCCAUGACCGAGGAGGACAUGGAGAUGCUCCUCGGUUUCUACAGACCCGGAACCGUGCCGACGCUCGAAGAAGUACGACUGCAGGAAGCUGACGGAGCGUACGACGGGCCUUUCUUGAUCUGA